AUGGCUCAAUACUAUCCGCAACAGCAGGGCUACGCGCCCCAAGGCUCCGCCCAAAACCUUCAAUUCUUCCCCUCGUCCUACACCUCCGUCUCAGGCCACACGACCCCCUCACAAGCUUCUUAUGGCGCUGGCGCCGGCUUCGGCGCUGCUCCUAACCCCGCGGCGCAGUCCUACCCUGUCGGUGGUGGGGGGUAUGGUGGUUUUGGAGCCUCCCCCGCGGCAGGCGUGAGUGGAAGGAUGGGUGAGCAGAGCGGUUUACGGACAGGUUGGCUGGCUGCAUUUGGAACAGAGGGCUACGAUGGUGAACCACCAUUGUUGGAGGAGUUGGGGGUAAAUUUCGAGCAUAUCAGGACUAAGACCCUCACUGUCUUGAACCCCUUCGCCUCGAUAGAUAACCACCUCAUGGACGACAGCGACCUCUACGGUGCACUGCUAUACAUUGUCCUCUACGGAACCUUCCUGCUUCUUUCUGGAAAGGUCUUCUACGGCUACAUUUAUGGAGUCGCUGUCUUCGGUACCGUCGCCUUGCACCUAAUUCUCAGCCUGAUGUCACCCGCCCUCGACACUCCCAACGCCGCAGACCCCUCGAACUACAACCCCCACCAUAAGCCCUCCAUGUCCGGCGCCUCCGCUGCUGGUCAUUUCUCUGCGACCUUGACCUUCCCUCGCUCUGCAAGCGUUCUGGGCUACUGCUUCCUUCCGCUCGUCCUGACUGCUCUCAUUGGUAUCCUGCUCCCCAUGGAUACCAUGUUCGGGUAUCUCCUCACUACUGCCGCGGUUGGUUGGUGUACUUACAGCUCAUCUGGCAUGUUCUGUGCCGUUGCCCGGAUGAGCGGGAUGAGAGGGCUGGUGGCGUACCCUCUUGCGUUGUUUUAUGUUGUUUUUGGCAUCAUGGGAAUUUUCUCUUCCAGGGGCACGGGCUCGCUUGCUGCGAAGACGGGGGCUGCCUGA
Penicillium argentinense is the source of this 951-nucleotide messenger RNA. Its product is annotated as transporter YIP1. Gene Ontology annotation, cellular component: trans-Golgi network. Lineage: Eukaryota; Fungi; Ascomycota; Eurotiomycetes; Eurotiales; Aspergillaceae. Gene Ontology annotation, biological process: vesicle fusion with Golgi apparatus; endoplasmic reticulum to Golgi vesicle-mediated transport. The record is from RefSeq and is a predicted model, not a curated record. The transcript is spliced from 2 exons. Bases 1 to 951 code for a protein of 316 amino acids.